UCUUUGGAUAUUAUAGUGUUUUUAACUUAGAUUUAUCUGAAAUAGAGCCAUCAACGUAAAGUUUCAUAGCAUUUAAUAAAUCGCUGAAGAUUUUAUGUGAUAAGGCUGAAUAAAACGCGAGAUGGAAACUGAUGAAAACGACGUGUUCGGUCACCGCUUGAAGGAGCUUACCGACGAAGAGAAGCAACGUUUAGAGGCGCAAAACUCCCGCUUAAUACCCGAGGCGAAGGCUCAAAAGCUCGAACGCGACGCUAAGCGUCACUGGGACAUUUUUUACAAGCGAAACGAGACCAAAUUCUUCCGCGACCGCCAUUGGACCACGCGUGAAUUUCAGGAGCUUAUUAAUUUCGAUCCCGAGCAGAAAAUGACUUUCUUAGAGCUCGGUUGCGGAGUCGGCAACAUGCUGUUUCCUCUAGUAGAAGAAGGGUUCGAUAAUUUCUAUUUCUACGCGUGCGACUUUUCGCCGCGUGCCGUUGAGUUCGUAAAGAAUAAUAAGCUCUAUGAUCCUAGCAAGAUGACUGCUUUUUGCGCUGACUUGACCACUGAAGAGUUGUUCGAGAACGUUCCGGAAGCAAGCGUGGAUAUAGCUAGUCUUAUUUUCGUCCUGUCUGCCAUUCAGCCGGCGUGCUGGGAGACAGUGGCUAAGAACGCAUUGAGAGUUCUACGUCCGGGCGGGAUUUUGCUGUUUCGAGACUACGGUCGGUACGACAUGGCUCAGUUGAGGUUCAAACCAGGCCACAAGAUUGCUGAGAAUUUCUAUGUGCGCCAAGAUGGGACUAGGAGCUACUAUUUCACCGAAGAAGAACUGGCGUCUCUGUUCACCAAUGCAGGCUUCGAGAUCCUCGCCAACAGCUAUGUGCAGCGGAGGACAGUCAACUUCAAGGAAGGUGUGGACGUGCCUAGGAUCUUUGUGCAGGGGAAAUUUAAAAAGAAGGACUGAGAGUUGCCGGGAAGAUGUGUGAGUGAACAGGAAGAAUUAUAUUCAAUUGGUACUAAACACGUUGCUCCCUGCCUGAUGAUGCAUAAGAAUGAAUAGCAGCCAAUGGAGACUGCUGUGCAGUUUGAUUGAUACCAGCUCUACGUACUCGCUGCUGAGCCCCGAUUUUGUCAAGAUGCUAAUAGAAUACGAAAAAGUGCGCACUUGAUAUUCAUUGGCAGAUGGUCGAUAACUUUCUGCUUGAACAUUGGAGGUACUGGGAAGGAGCGGUGACAUGACAAAGCAUAAAAUGGCGGAACGGCAUUUACUGACUUAUCCAACCUCGACAUUGGCAGAAUCAACAACAUCUUGAUGGAGCCAUAACACGAAAAAUUGAUUGAUUGAGGUAUGCCGCUCUUGGUAACGAAGAAUACGUGAUAUAUUGAGGUACGGAACUCCACUGGACAUAUCGGAAACAAAUGAUAUACGUUUCUGUAUUGAGGUGUGCAAUAAAGAGUAUUUGUAUUGUAUAUAAUUAUAAUAUAUUGGUUUAUUUGUCAUGGUCGCAUAAUAAAGUUUACGUAAUGAA
Molecule: messenger RNA, 1505 nt
Organism: Cydia pomonella (codling moth)
Lineage: Eukaryota; Metazoa; Arthropoda; Insecta; Lepidoptera; Tortricidae
Product: tRNA N(3)-methylcytidine methyltransferase METTL6
Exons: 11
Coding region: 122-940 (272 amino acids)
Source: RefSeq, a predicted model, not a curated record